AUGGCGCAACACGACGAACGCAUCCUGGCGGCUGCCCAGAAGCAUGCCAUUGUUCCCUUGGAGAAGGGGCAGCUCUACAAGUACGGCACCGCGGGGUUCCGCAUGAAGGCUGACCUGCUCGAGGGCGUCACCUUCCGUGUCGGCUUGCUUGCUGCUUUGCGCAGUCGCAAGCUCAACUCCCAGACUAUUGGUGUUAUGAUCACCGCCUCCCACAACCCCGCCGUCGACAAUGGCGUCAAGAUCGUUGAUCCCAUGGGCGAGAUGCUCGAGCAGGACUGGGAGCGCCUCGCGACCAACCUCGUCAACGCCCCUACCCCCGAAGAUCUUGUCCAGUACUACAAUCAGCUUGCGACCGAGCUCAAGAUCGACUUGAGCGCCCCCGCGAAGGUCAUCUAUGGCCGCGAUACCAGACCGUCCGGUCACACGCUCGUCACCGCCCUUGCCGCUGCCUUGGACGCGACCGAAACCGAGCAUGUCGACUAUAAGAUCCUGACUACCCCUCAGCUGCACUACUUGGUCCGCGCUACCAACACCGAAGGCACCCCCACCUCGUACGGCGAGGUUAGCGAAGUCGGAUACUACAAGAAAAUAGCCGAUGCUUUCGUUUGCGCCUUGAAGGGCAGAAGAAUCAACGGCCCCUUGGUCGUCGAUUGCGCCAACGGUGUCGGAGGCCCCAAGCUCGCCGAGUUCCUCAAAUAUGUUCCCAAGGACAAGGUCAACUGGGAGGUCAAGAUUGUUAACGACGACGUUCUGCGCCCCGAAGUCCUCAACCUCGACUCCGGUGCGGAUUUCGUCAAGACCAAGCAACGCGCUCCCCCCAAGCCCGCACCCCAGCCCGGUGUCAGGACCUGCUCCCUCGAUGGCGAUGCCGACCGCCUGAUCUACUACUGGGUGGACCCUGAUACCGGCUUCUUCAUGCUUGACGGCGACCGCAUCUCAUCGCUUGCUGCCUCAUUCAUCGGCGACCUCGUUCAGAGCGCCGGUCUGCAGGAUGAGCUCCGCAUUGGUGUUGUCCAGACCGCCUAUGCCAACGGUGCCAGCACCAACUACAUUAGCUCCCACCUCAAGCUUCCCGUCAUGUGCACUCCCACUGGGGUCAAGCACCUUCACCACGUCGCCCAGAGCUUCGAUAUCGGUGUUUACUUCGAGGCCAACGGUCACGGCACCCAGGAUGCUCUCACCACCCUUGCCGCGCUCAGCGACCUGAUCAACCAGACCGUCGGUGACGCCAUCUCCGACAUGCUCCUCGUUGAGGUCAUCCUGGCGCACAAGAACUGGACCCUUCGGGACUGGGCCAUGACUUACAACGAUCUUCCCAACAGGCUCGUUCGCGUCGUUGUCGGCAACAAGGAUCUCUUCCAGACCACCGAUGCCGAGCGUCGCCUGUCUCACCCUGAAGGUGCCCAGGAGCAAAUCGACGCCGCCGUCAAGAAGUACAAGGAUGCCCGCGCCUUUGCCCGCGCCAGUGGUACCGAGAACGCCUGCCGUGUGUACGCCGAGGCGGCCACCAACAGUGAGGCCACGGAGCUCGCCAAGCAGGUUGCGCAGAUUAUUGAGCGAUUCGGCGGAAACAGCCAGUAG
Sordaria macrospora k-hell is the source of this 1581-nucleotide messenger RNA. The record is from RefSeq and is a predicted model, not a curated record. Lineage: Eukaryota; Fungi; Ascomycota; Sordariomycetes; Sordariales; Sordariaceae.